Messenger RNA from Amoebophrya sp. A120, 1772 nucleotides. NCBI's taxonomy places the organism in Eukaryota, Dinophyceae, Syndiniales, Amoebophryaceae. The record is from the annotation of a GenBank genome assembly.
GACGGACUUCGGCGGGGUGGACUUUUACUACCCGAUCACGAACUUGGAGAUAAAGUCCGACAACCCCGAUGGCGUGCAGUCGUGGAAAUUGGACACCUUCUGCGAGGAAAAGUCGCGGUCGUACGAUUUCAUCCUCCAAAACGGCUGGAUGAUGACACCGGUGGUGACGGACUUGAAAGUUUCCACGGGCGACAACUGCAUUAUUAUGCAUUGCAAAAGUAUCGCGCUCGUAGUAAUCGCAACCACGUUCAUGACGCACCAUGACAAAUUUAAUGCUCGUACGUGAUUCAGCAUGACAGAUUUUUGCGUUUUUGUUGUUGAGAAAAUUUUUUGUAUAUGCGAUUUAAGUACAAGUAGCACGAGACUUUUGCAAUGCAUAAUGAUGAAGCCGAAGAAGUUUCAGCUGAACGUGACAGAGUACCUGAUCGAGUGCCCCCAGUCCACGGAGUACAUCGGAAUUACCCCGAUGCUGAAAGAUAUCGGGACCCGGAUGCUGGUCAACGACGACCUGUUCCCCGCCAACGAGGAAAUCGAUAUGGCAUUCUCAAACGUUACAUUCUCAACUGUUACAUGGAUUUGUCAUGCAAAGCUACCUGCUGAAGCCGCCAGUCGGAGAUAAUCAAGCAUCUACGCAUGACAAAUUCCCGGAGUGCUAAACAGCAUGCAAAUCUGUAAUGCAAAAGGAACAAUCUUCCCCCUUUCGCUUUUGCCGUUCUUGCAUUACAAAUUCAUGCAACAGUUGAGAAUGUAACAUUUGAGAGCUCCAUAAUCGAGCCCGUGCACUUGGAGGCCGGCGACGAGCACGUGUGGGACAUCACGUUUCUGCCCCCGAUGUAUGCAUGUUGCAAAAGUAUUUCGGACUCGUAGUUGUACUUGCAAUCAUGCAUGACAAAUUCAUUUCCAUCAUAGCCAUAGGCAUAGGCAAAUCAACAUAAACAAAUUUCACUUUUCAGAAAAGUGAAAUUUGUUUAUGCUGAUUUGCCUAUGGCUUUCGCUUUCAAUUUGCUCAACAAGAAAAUUUCUUGUUGAACAAAUUGAAAUUUGUAAAUGCAACUUUAUAGAACCAGCACGACUACGAUACUUUUGCAAUGCAUACGAUCGACCCGGACACGAAACAGGCGGUCUACGGCUACAACGCCGACUCGAAAAUCCACAUCAAGGUCACCGGCGUCCGGUUCGCUAUGGGAAUGUCAGGAUUGUUUGAAAUCGUCAAAGUUGAAACUAUAGUUUGUCAUGCAUAAAAUCGACACCACUUGGAAGCCCAAUUUCCAAGCAGCGCAUGACAAAUUUUGGCACCGUCCAAAUCCAGUUUAUCAUGCUGUUUAGGGACAGAAGGCGUCUCCUGUCAUGCUACUUUAGCAGCUCUAUCGCAGACCCCAAACAGGCUGACCGUCGGCCUCACUUGCCAUCCCUGCAAGAGAGGCACUAUAUUCAUUCCUUGCAAUUUAUGCAUGAGAAAUGAUUUCAACUCUGUCGAUUUCAAUCCUGACGCUUCCAUAUUCGCGCCCUGGGGGUUGGGCCAGGCCGCGACGGAGAUGAUCGCGUCCAUCUGUUCCGCCGCGGGUCUGGGUCUGGCGGUCGUGUCCGCGAGCAACUUCAUGGGGGUGGCGAAGUUUCUGCAGUUUCUCGGCAUUCUGGUCGCGGUCCACGGCACACCGGACGCGUUUAAAACGUUCUGCGCGUCCUUUUCCAAGGUGAAUCUGCAGUUCAACCACCUGGACGACUACAUCAAACUGCCGCACUUUGACAUCAAAAAGUACAUCCCCUUCGAC